Molecule: messenger RNA, 3344 nt
Organism: Trifolium pratense (red clover)
Lineage: Eukaryota; Viridiplantae; Streptophyta; Magnoliopsida; Fabales; Fabaceae
Product: receptor-like serine/threonine-protein kinase SD1-8
Exons: 7
Coding region: 232-2829 (865 amino acids)
Biological process (GO): protein phosphorylation; recognition of pollen
Molecular function (GO): ATP binding; protein serine/threonine kinase activity
Source: RefSeq, a predicted model, not a curated record
AUAAUAUAACCCUAAUCUUAAUAAUGAAUAACACAAACUAUUCAUUCUCUCUUCUUCCUCAUUCUUCACCUAUACUAUUGUCAUGUUUAGACAUGUCUCUAUUAAACUCUUUUUUUUUUUUUUUUACAAAGUGACAAAUUUUAUUGUCUUUGACUAGACAUGAAAGAAGUCUUUCCCAUAUAGUACCAAUAAACAAAGUGUCUCUAUUAUUUUUUCAGUUUCAAAACAAACAUGAAAAGUUUCAGUUUCAACACCUUCCAAACACUCUUUCUCUUUUAUCUCUCAACUUCAACCAUUUUCUUCUCACCACCUUCAAUCUCUGCUUCUUCUUCUUCUUCUUCUUCUACCUUAACAACAACCCAAAUCCUUAAAAUCAACCAAACCCUUUUGUCACCAACAGGAAUUUUCCAACUCAGUUUCUUUUCCUACAACAAUUUAUCCUGGUACCUAGGAAUACGUUACAACAUCGACCAUGAUAACAGAACAGUGGUUUGGGUUGCAAACAGAAAGACCCCAAUUCAAAAUCCCAACACUUUUCUCAAAUUAACCGACACAGGAAACCUUAUUAUCACCGAUCAAUCCAACAAAAUCAUCUGGGCCACUGAAAAAAUCAAUAAAAAUUCAACCUUUAAAAAAAACCCAAUUCUUCAGAUUCUUGAUUCUGGGAAUUUAGUUAUAUCAGAAUCACCAAAUGAAAACGAGGCAACAAAGUUUUUAUGGCAAAGUUUCGAUUUUCCAACAGAUACUUUGUUACCUGGUAUGAAACUUGGUUGGAAUUUUGACACAAACACAGAAAAACAUAUAAACUCAUGGAAAGUAACAGAUCAAGAUCCUUCAAUUGGUGAUAUAUCUUUCAAGAUGCAUUAUCAUGGUGUUCCAGAAAUUUUUCUUUGGAACAAAAAUAGGAGAAUUUAUAGAAGUGGGCCAUGGAAUGGUAAAAGAUUCAGUGGUGUACCUGAGAUGCAACCAUUUACUGAUUCAAUUCAAUUCACUUUUGUUCAGAAUGAUCAUGAAGUUUAUUAUACAUUUUCAAUUGUGAAUGAAUCAUUGUUUUCAAGACUCAGUGUAGAUUCAAUAGGUGAACUUCAAAGACUUACAUGGAUACAUAGUAGAAAAAUUUGGACUAAAUUUUGGUAUGCACCAAAAGAUCAAUGUGAUAAUUAUAAAGAGUGUGGUCCAUUUAGUAUAUGUGAUACAAAUGCUUCACCUGUUUGUAAUUGUAUUAAAGGAUUUCAUCCUAAGAAUCAUCAAGCUUGGAAUUUGAGAGAUGGAUCUGAUGGAUGUUUGAGGGAUAAUAAGUUGGAUUGUGUGAGUGAUAGGUUUUUGCAUUUGGGGAAUGUGAAGUUACCUGAGACAAGUAGUGUUUUUGUGAAUAGAAGUAUGAGUCUUUUGGAAUGUGGUGAUUUGUGUCAGAAGAAUUGUUCUUGUAAUGGUUAUGCUAAUAUUGAGAUUGUUAAUGGUGGAAGUGGUUGUGUUAUGUGGCUUGAUCAACUUAUUGAUAUUAGAGCUUAUCCUGUUGGUGGUCAAGAUCUUUUUGUCAGAUUAGCAGCUUCUGAUGUAGAUGAUGAAGUGGUAAGAGAAAGUUCUGAUCGCAAGACAGCUAAGGCUAUUGGCAUUAUGGCUGGGGGUGCAGCUGUUAUAUUUUUGGCAGUAGGAAUAUGUUUCUUGUGGAGGAAGAAAAAAUUGCAGUUUCUAUUAAAUUUGAAAGGGAAGUCUGAAAAAAGAGGUUCAUUGGAAAAAAGUCAGGAUUUGCUUAUAACUGAAGGAGUGUUUACAAGUAAUAGAGAACAAUCAAGUGAAACUAAUAUGGAUGAUCUAGAAUUGCCAUUCUUUGAUUUUAAUACCAUAAUUAUGGCUACAAAUAAUUUCUCUGAACAAAAUAAACUUGGACAAGGAGGCUUUGGUAUUGUUUACAAAGGUAGGUUAUUGGAAGGUAAGGAAAUUGCGGUAAAGAGAUUAUCAAAAAAUUCCGGUCAAGGUGUUGAAGAAUUUAAAAAUGAGGUAAAGUUGAUUGUCAAGCUUCAACAUCGAAACCUUGUUCGGCUACUUGGUUGCAGCUUUCAAAUGGAUGAAAAGGUGCUAGUUUAUGAGUACAUGGAAAAUAGAAGCCUUGAUGCCAUUUUGUUUGACAAAGUUAGAAGAUCCUCACUACACUGGCAAACACGCUUCAACAUUAUAUCCGGAAUAGCUAGAGGACUUCUUUAUCUUCACCAAGAUUCUAGAUUUAGGAUCAUCCAUAGAGAUCUUAAGGCAAGCAACAUUCUACUUGACCGAGAAAUGAAUCCAAAGAUAUCAGAUUUUGGGAUGGCUAGAAUUUUUGGCACGGAUCAGACAGAGGCAAAUACAGUUAGAGUCGUUGGAACAUAUGGCUAUAUGUCACCUGAAUAUGCUAUGGAUGGAAUCUUCUCGGUGAAAUCUGAUGUUUUUAGUUUCGGCGUUCUCGUGAUGGAGAUCAUAAGUGGAAAAAAGAACCGAGGUUUCUAUUCCGCAAACAAAGAAUUGAAUCUUCUCGGUCAUAGUUGGAAGCUGUGGAAAGAAGGAAAUGCUUUGGAACUGAUUGAUUCUUCCAUUGAUAAUUCAUAUUCACAUUCUGAGGUUCUUAGAUGCAUACAAGUUGGACUAUUAUGUGUACAAGAGCGAGCAGAAGAUAGACCAACAAUGUCUUCAGUGGUGUUGAUGUUGAGUAGUGAAACAGCAACGAUAGCAGAGCCGAAAAAUCCUGGAUUUUGCUUAGGAAGCACUCCUAUUGAAACUGAUUCUUCCUCAAGUAAAAAAGAUGAAUCUUGCACAGUGAACCAAGUUACCUGCACAAUGGUAGAUGGCAGAUAGUAGAAGGCAAGGCCAAUGAACUUGUGAUUUGAAUUUUAAUUCAUAGGAUUGGUAGUGAUAUUUGCAUACAUAGAAAAGAAAUUUACUUGGCUUUAUAUUUUAGAGUAAAAUUGAAAUGGAUUCAUUACAAAUGUAAAAGGUUGCUUGAUAUGAAAUUCUUUGUAUGUAUCGCAUUGUCAUUUUUAUCUUUAUUUUUAUCUUUCGUGUAUCUUUCCAAUUAUUUUAUCUUUAUCUUACAUCUGCAAUCCCGCUUUAAUCUCCAUUAACCUAAUCCCGUCCGAAUUCUCCACGCUGGACAAGCUCAAAACAUCACAACCAUAACCAGGCUGUGUAAUUAUCGCAGGAGAGUACGGAUAUUUUUCUAAAAUAUUUUGUGAAAAUUGUGUUACAUUUCUUCAUCUAUGUUAUGCUAUUGUUUUCUGUUUUCAAUAUUAGACUGUGCAUAGAUUGCUUUGAUAUUUAUGUACUGAUGUUAUCAAGGUUCUUUUGAUAAACAAAUUUAAAAUUAUUUUUCA